GGUUGUUUCUUUUCUCUUACUUCAGGCUUCCACAUGACGCCCAAACUGUCGAAUGUGUUCCCGGAGUCUUGCAUGUUAAUCGUGUUGGGCGUGUUGAUAGGAUUGCUGCUCUUUUACACGCAGGCCGCUUCUGUAUCCCCGCUCACAGCUGACGUCUUCUUCCUGUACAUGUUGCCACCCAUCAUCCUCGACGCUGGCUACUUCAUGCCAAAUCGUCUUUUCUUUGACCACCUGGGCACCAUACUCGUUUUCGCCGUCCUGGGCACCAUCUGGAACGCCUUGACCAUCGGUAUUUCCUUGUACGUGGUGGGCCUGGCGGGUAUAUUUAGCACGAAUAUCCCCAUUCUGCACAUGCUUCUCUUCUCGUCUCUCAUCUCGGCCGUGGACCCCGUGGCUGUGCUCGCUGUCUUUGAAGAGAUUCACGUCGAGGAGGUGCUCUACAUCUUGGUCUUCGGAGAGUCGCUACUCAACGAUGGUGUCACUGUGGUGAGCUACCACUGGCUGGAGAAAUACUCAGAAGUGUCCCUCGACAAAGUGAAUGCUCGGGUGUUGGCAAGAGGUAUGGGUUCCUUCCCCCUGGUGGCCCUGGGAGGGGACCCCAUUGGUAUUAUUUGGGGGUUUUGGGAGGGCUUGGUGACCCAGUUUACCAGUGGAGUGCGUGUGAUAGAGCCAAUCUUUGUGUUCGUCAUGUCUUAUCUUGCAUAUCUCAAUGCUGAAAUCUUCCAUCUGUCUGGUAUAUUAUCCAUCACGUUCUGUGGUAUUACUAUGAAAAAUUACGUGGAGCAGAACAUAUCAACAAAGUCUCAUACAACUAUAAAGUAUGCCAUGAAGAUGUUGGCAUCAUCUUCAGAAACCAUCAUCUUCAUGUUUUUGGGAGUGUCCACUGUGCAAAGCAGACAUGAGUGGAAUACUUGGUUCGUCAUCUUAACCAUAGUCUUCUGCUCUAUAUACAGAAUUCUUGGUGUCUGGAUCUUCAGUGCGAUGUGCAAUCGGUUCCGUGUCAAGAAGAUCACCUUCGUGGACAAGUUUAUCAUGUCAUAUGGUGGGUUAAGAGGAGCAGUGGCCUUUGCCCUGGUGCUGACCAUCAAUGUGGAACAUAUUCCAAGUCAACCUAUAUUCCUUACUGCCACUAUGGCUAUGGUCUACUUUACUGUCUUCUUACAAGGAAUCACCAUCAAACCUCUUACAAUAUUGCUGGGGGUGAAGAGGGCAGAGAAGCGCACACUUACCAUGAAUGAAAGACUCCACGAGAGGUCAAUGGACUACAUCACAGCAGGCAUGGAGGAUGUAGCAGGCAGGCAUGGAAAUCUCCUCUUUAGAAAAAAGUUCAAGCGAUUCAAUAAUAAAUAUAUAACUCCAUUCUUAGUCCGUGAUAAGAAUGUAAUGGAACCUAAAUUCAUAGAAACAUUCAGUCAGAUCAAGAUGAAUGAAGCCCUUCAAUACAUGGCCACCAACGGCAAUGCUUCCAAAAAUAUAGAGUCUUUUACCAGUUUAUUACGAAAUGCUGCAACUCACCCACAUCUCCUGAAGAACAACCAAGGUGAGUGGAACCUGGAUGUUGGAGAGCUGGAAUACAACCCCACCACGAGGGACAUAAAUGAUGCUAAAUUCCAUCAUCUCCUUUGUGAAUACACUGCCGUCAAGCGUCACCGUGGGUCAACUUACAAGAGGCAUGCAGUGAAAGAUGAUGAUAUGCAGACUCAAACAGAUGUUAAUCACCACAAUAUGUAUCUUCAUACUCGCAAGUUUGUGAGUAACAUUAAGAAGCCAAGCAAAACCACAUCAAAGCCAGAAAAUGCCGGAGGUUCAGUCAGCCCCGAGCAUCUGCAAGCUGUACGGUUAUCUCAAAUCGUUCAGUUUUUUGACAGUCUGGAGGCCAUCACCCAGGCAGAGAAUGGUGUAGUGAAGCAUCCUAUGACCGUUGAUACCCGAGCAGCUUUCCAACAGAAUGGUUCUGCAAUUAAGCUUAAAAGUGACUACAUGGCUCAUGUGAUGCGCGACAACCCUGCCUUUGUGGACGAUGAUGGUAUCUCGUCAUACACCCGAGAUAAGCCUGUUUCCAAACAAAGAUCAACACGUGGCCCCACAAUGGCAGAAACAGCAUUACCUUGGAAAAGAUAUUCUGAUGAUGAUGUUCCUACAUCAGCUCAGAAAGUGAAACGACAAAUGAGUAUCGUACCAGAUGAUGGUGAUAAUGCCACACCCACAAUGGCUGAAGCCUCGCUACCCUGGAAGCGACUAGAGGAGGAAGAAAUUUGUGACCAGCCACUUCGACAGUCUGAAUUCCCAGCUUGGGCAUCAAAUAAGGAAUAUGUGUGCUAUUAUUCACCUUCCAGUACUUUCCUUGGUGGCUUAGGGAAGCACGAAUCAUACCCUAACAUACGUGAAAUUUUUGGAAGACGCAGCAGUAGCUCAUCAGUAUCUUCCCGCCGUGGAUCCUUAAAAGAUCAACACAUUGGUGCCAAAGAGAAGCCUCCCUCAAAACAUUACCUUAAAGAGAGAGUUUCUUCACGUAGCUCUCUGAAUGAAUAUAUUUCACACACAUCACCAUUACAUCAUCCUGAUAUGUCUUUGCAUAUGCGUCGACAUUCUUAUACGGGAGAACACUCAUUGCUUAAUACAACAAUUGCAGAGGAGGAAGGACGACGUGAUACAGUCAUCGACAUGAACCCAGAUGGAGAACGGGAGCAGACACGAAUGUAGCCUUUAUUUUCUGUAGGAAUGCUGUAUAGUUUUUCCCUUUUCAUCGAUAUUUUCAGGAAAAAUUGUAAAAUCUCUCUUGGUCUUAAAUAUGGACAGAAAGAUUUUAUGUGCCUAAUUUGUAACAUACAGUAAUAGUGUAAAACAAGAAUACUUUCUGAAAGUUUUCUGUGAUUUGUUAGUUCUUGUUAUAUACUAUAUAAAAAAACUGGAGAAUUUUAUAAAAAAUUUAAGUUGUUUUGUACAAAUCAGUACCUAUAAUUCAGGCAAGUUUACAACAAAAAUUCUUGCCCAUUAUGUGUAGAUGUUUAUUUUUAGUACAAUUUUUUUGUGUUCAGAGUAAAUUUCUUUUAUUUUAAAAUUAUUUUUUAACAGGAUUUUAUUUUCUAGUGCUCUGCACUUCCUGCAAAAUGAACAGGUUCUGUCCUGAAAAAUACUUUGAAUUCUGGUACAUGUCCCUGAAUCAGAUCACACACUCACUAUUGCAACUUGUUCUCUGAUGUGUCUUUCUUGACAAGACAUUUACACAAGUGUGAAUGUGUCUUAUCUUACACUUCCUCUUUAUAUAACAAAUUUUUAACUUAUUUCACAGUUGCAUAUCUCAUUUUAAAUUUUACUUGAGGCAGAUAUCAUAAAGCUUGCUAAAGUGAUUCCUAUAUUUAGUUAUUAAUUAGUUGUAUUAGCUGUUAUGAUUUGAAGCAGCAUUGAUCCACCCACACUGAAAUGGAAUUACAGUAGAUCACCUUUCUCGACUCCACCUACUUCACCACCUAUCGGUUUGGUUUUAAUAGUUAAAUUAUAAUUAUUUUUAUUUUUUUUCUAAAUGUAUGCAUACUUUGUGUAUGCUCAUUUUAUGCAUGUAUUGCAAGCUCUCAUCUGCUUGGUAGAUAUUGGUCAAGAACGAUAGAUUUUUACAUUUGCAUUUUCGUUAAAGCUGAAUUAUUAGCAUUACUUUUCCUUGGUUUGUAACCAAGUGCGUUCAUACUUUGCAUAUGAUAAUUCUAAACACGUAUAGAGAGCUCACAUUUAUUUGAAAGAGAUUGGUCAAGAACCACAGAUCAAUAGUUGAAAAUCAUGAAUGGCUAGAUGUUCACCACUUGCCAUCUUAAGAGAUACUAAAGUAAGGUGGCUGGCACAUUGGCUGCCUCACUUUCCGCUGUCCUACUUUUGCGUUCACUAUUCUUCUGUUAUCACCCUGUCUUAUCUCUGGAUAUUAACCAUUGCAUAAAGGAAUAAAGUACUAGUAAUACUGGAGGUGCUAAGAGGAGGAAUGAGAGUGAAAGUCUGAGUUUUUUUAAAAGAAAUAAAAGAAAACCUUGCAACGAAUUAGUCCCAGGCAUUGUAUUAACUUUGUUCAUUUUCUUUGAAAGGAGCAAAUAUCCAUUUUCCAAGGAAGGAAUAUAGGGUAACCGUGUUAAACAUACACUUCCCUCAAGAACUUCAAGUUUAUUUAAUAAGCUAAUUAUUUAGGUUUUGGGUGCACAUCAUAGUUUUUAUUUUUUCACAAUUAUCUUUUUGGGCACAUAUAAAGUACAUUAUGCAAAUUUAACUCUGAAUAACUCGUGUAAGUUAUUGUACAUGUUUGAGGGUGUAAACCUCAAUACAGCCAACUAGUAGGGCAACAUAAACCUCUCUCCACACUUUUCUAGAUUAAUAAUUUACAUUUACAAUGUAAAUCGUCAAAAACAUUGAUAUUGAUGAUUAAAUUUGAAAAAAAAAGCUUGCAUGGCUUUUCUUGAGGUGGCAUGACACAUAACUCAGAUUUUCCCAUAAGUUAUUCAGUCCAUCCAUCGCAUUUUCAGAAACCCUGUUUCUAGAAACCUAACUGCUGGGAAAGGUGGUUGUCUGCUGUAUUACAUUAGACAGGUCUUUAGUAAUUUCUUAGAAAUAACAAUUAGCUGCUUCAACACUUAAAAAAAAAAAAUGAGAAUUAGUUGAGUACUGAUUUUUUUAUUUAAUGUUUAACUAUUCAGGCUUAAAAUGCUUAAGCAAAGAAAAGUUCGCCUUAAUAUACAGUGGAACCUCA
Cherax quadricarinatus is the source of this 4726-nucleotide messenger RNA. The record is from RefSeq and is a predicted model, not a curated record. NCBI's taxonomy places the organism in Eukaryota, Metazoa, Arthropoda, Malacostraca, Decapoda, Parastacidae.